AUCCUGUGCUGAACUGGCUGCGAUUUUCACAAAAGCUUGGAGAAAAGGAGCCGAGGAAAUUAUUAAACAAAGAAAUAAGCUUCUAAAGCGACCAGUCUUGGAUUGCCAGACUGUACUCUCGUGCACACUGCAAAGACAAAAAAGUCUGUCCUGUGAGGCCAUACUGUGCUACUAGAAGAUGGGUGGAGCAGUAAGCGCUGGAGAAGACAACGAUGAGCUAAUUGACAAUCUGAAAGAGGCCCACUAUAUCCGGUCUGACCUGGUGGAGCAGGCAUUUCGGGCCAUCGACCGAGCAGACUACUACCUGGAGGAGUUCAGAGACAAUGCCUACAAGGACUUGGCUUGGAGACACGGGAAUAUUCACCUCUCCGCUCCCUGCAUCUAUUCUGAGGUGAUGGAAGCCCUGGACCUGCAGCCAGGACUCUCCUUUCUGAAUCUGGGCAGUGGGACUGGAUAUCUCAGCACUAUGGUGGGGCUAAUUAUAGGUCCAUUUGGUGUAAACCAUGGCGUGGAGCUGCAUGCUGAUGUGAUCGAGUAUGCCUACCAGAAGCUGGACAGCUUCAUUAAGACUUGUGACAGCUUUGACAAGUUUGAGUUCUGUGAACCCUCGUUUGUGCUUGGGAAUUGUCUUGAGAUCACACCGGAAAGCCGCCAGUACGAUCGAGUUUACUGUGGUGCUGGGGUGCAGAAGGAGCACGAGAGCUACAUGAAAAACAUGCUCAAAGUUGGAGGAAUUCUAGUCCUACCGCUGGAAGAGAAGUUAACCAAGAUAACCCGCACAGCGUAUAAUAUCUGGGAAACCAAAAAGAUCAUUGCUGUCUCCUUUGCUCCACUGGCACAGCCAAAGAACAGGGACACUGGGAAAUCCAAAGCCAUCUCUCUUCCUAUGUUGGAAGUCCGUACCCUGCAGGACCUGUCGCGAAUUACCAUCCGGCAUACCCUAAAACAGAUAGAAAACUUUGACAAAGUGAAAAAUUUCAACCUCGUCAAGAAUGCUCGGAAGUUUAAGCGCAGGAGGGUGCACAGGCGGUGCCUGGAUUCCGUCAUGCUAACGAACAAGCACCUGUUUGUGAACCGCAUGAACCCGCACCUUAUGGACGACAACAACAACUGCAAUGAGAUGGCUGAAUACAGGCAGUAUGAGACUGAGAAUGAAGAGGAAGAGGAGGAGGAGGAGGAGAGAGAGCACUGCGAUCUGAAACCUGAGCCUCUCGUCAACUUACUGAGGGAAAAGAUCUUCAGCCUGCCACUGCCAGAGCCCCUCAAAAUGUAUCUGCUCUAUUACAGGGAAAAAUAAGCACAGCAAUCUGAUGGGAACGAGUCGGCGUACAUUGUUGUAAAGAAUAUACCCCUACAUACCUACUGUUUUAAGAGUGCCCUCAAUUGCACUUGUCCUGCAAUAGCAGCGCAAGAACUGGCCUUUCUUAUACACUGUAGGGAUCCAUGCAUCAGGUAGACCAACCUAAGCAUCUCCCAUCUAAAUGAUCCUUGGCUAGGAUCAGUACUUAAGAAAGCACUUAAUUCUGUUAUCCCCUCAUCCUUUUUUAAUAUAAGCAUAAUAUGUGGUUUACCAAGCAAUGCCUGUCUGAGUGCCCUCAGUCCUUAUUGUAUGCUGCAGGCAUUCAAGGAGAAUGUCUUUUAGCACUAGAAAGUCCAAGGCAGACCUCAUCUGUUAUAUUAGAGUUUAAGACUCUGCUUCUGAAUUGAAACAGAAUAAUAGCACAGCAUUCCUGUGUGUCGUCUGAGUUCCUCGCUGUGCUGUAAUGGCAAAUGCAAACUGAGUGGCAUGGGAUGUUUCUAGCAUUAUAAUUUAAGAAAUAAAGAUAUAAAAACAUAAUAAAUAAAAAAUUAUUCUAAGGUUGCAUUAUAGACGGUAAACAGUUUUGAAGAUAUUCUUACAAAAAAGAAGUUGCAACAGACAACCGGCGGAGAACAGCGUCCUGAAAUAGCCCCCCUGCUGAAACCAUGCAUUCUCUCGAAGCGUAAACUCACUGUCUCACAUUGACCAUGCUUUUUGUGAGGGAACCAAAAAGAAAAGCCAGUUGGAGACAUAAAAGGCAUAAGUAGCAAGUCUUAUUUAAAAAAGAAAAGUUUGACCUGGAUCCUUUUGAAAUAUUUAUACCACAAGUUACCUACAAUGAGCCCAAUCUCUCAUCUGCCCACACAGUAAUAUAUUUAUUUU
Polyodon spathula (Mississippi paddlefish) is the source of this 2182-nucleotide messenger RNA. Its product is annotated as protein-L-isoaspartate O-methyltransferase domain-containing protein 2-like. Lineage: Eukaryota; Metazoa; Chordata; Actinopteri; Acipenseriformes; Polyodontidae. Gene Ontology annotation, cellular component: cytoplasm. Gene Ontology annotation, molecular function: protein-L-isoaspartate (D-aspartate) O-methyltransferase activity. Gene Ontology annotation, biological process: protein modification process. Bases 179 to 1297 code for a protein of 372 amino acids. The record is from RefSeq and is a predicted model, not a curated record. The transcript is spliced from 7 exons.